AUCCGGGACCGGCCCCGGUGCCCACGGCUCCUCACAGAGGCACUUGUCUCCUCACAGCGGUACUGUCUCAACUUCUCCUUCCGCGGGAAAACUUUCCACCGGGAGUUGAAGUGACCCUUGAAGUUGGGUAGGUAGGCACUGCGACCGGCAGGACCGUGGACCGGGUGCUGGAAGGAUACAUCAAAGCCCCUUCCAUGAUAGUGAAGUGUUUCGGAAUAUUCUGAGGAACAAGAAGAUGAGUGAUGAGCAGCAGUCCAGUGACCAUGUCUCAGAGGUGGCUCCGGAAAACACUGAGGAUCUCCAAGAGCAAACCGCAAAUCCUGAAGCAUCAUUGUUGAAGAGUUCUAGUGAGGAAUCUGAGAAUUCCACCUCUUCUGUGAGUAGUUCACAAUCCAGCAAAAGUCAAAAUUCUGAUGGGAAUCCUAUGCCUGAUAUGGAGGAAGCUACAACUGAAUUCUCAUAUGGAGAGAGCUCUUUGGGAGAAAAUAUACCUAGAAUAGAUGAAGGUAAUGUCGAUGACUUCAAAUCUGAAAGGAAAUCAGAAUCGAAUCAUGAAGACUUGUUUUCCCCAAGUUCCGCAGAGGCCUCUGAAAAUGACGGGUAUGAGGAAUUACCUGAUGCAGCGGAAUUGGUCAAUAAUGUUUUUCCAUCUUCCACACGGCAAGAAGGCAAGGAAGAGGAGCAAAAAGUACUUAACACAAUGGAGACACAGACCACCUGGAUUUCUUUGGACACUCCAGGUUCUUCGGUGGCAGAGCUUGAAAUGGAAAUUCCAAAACUGUUCAAAUCUCAUUCACUGGACUCAAAGUCUUGGAAACUGGACUACUUGACUGAUUCUGAGAAAGGAGGGACUCAAAAGAAGUUUGAAAGUGACGACUCUUUUACUGUGGAAACUGACUUUACUCUGACCGAGACAAGAAGUGAAGAAUCUGAUUUUGAAGAGACUGAUUAUUAUUCAUUGGAUUCCACUGAGAGGACAAGGUGGAAGACUGGAAGGUCGAAGGGUAUAUUAGGGAUUGAAGAGUUGAAGACUGAAAGGAUAAAUGGUUUCCAUCCUGACAUGCACUUCCAGGUGGCAGUGGUCAAAACUUCCAAAGUUGUUCACUGCGAGUUCUGCAAGCAGGAGCGAAUGCCGUUCCCGACGCCCCAGCAGUUGGACACCACCACUCCAGACAAGCUCUUCUGUUGCAACAUGAGUUGGGAACUGUACCAGCAAAUCUUGAGGAAGCGAGAGGAGGAUCCGGACUAUUAUGAACCAGAUUCUGAAGAGGAAGGCUUCCACGCCACAAUGAUGGAAAUGGAAGAAGCAGAGAAGAAGAUCAUGGAGAGGAUAAAAAAUACAGAAGUUACGAUGUACAUGACCACCAUGGUGCAUGGAGAUGAAGUCAUCUUCACAACCAUGAAGACCAUCUCAUACAAGUUGUCCUCAGAACAAUGCAGGAAACAAGGAUGGACGUUGGGAAUUCCCCGAGCCAAGCCCCUAAAAGUGGAAGAUCUCUCGCAAUAUGUUCCCGUUGCAAAGUCCUACAAGGAAGAUGUGAGACCUGAUAAUAUCGUGGAGAAAUACUAUCCAAAUGGCAGGAAGUUUCUCGUCAUGUUCCCGGAUGGAACCUUCACCGUUUUCUAUCCCUCGGGUAAUAUCGCCAUACAGACCUCUCCUCUCCUCCACGAUCAGCUGGUUUACAUCAUAUUUGAGGACCUGGAUUGGAAUGUAAGAAUGCUGGGUGUCUUCCAGUCAACCGGUCAUGGGACUUGUUACCAUCCCAAUCGACAUAUUUGGAUCAACCUGACCCCUCUCCGUGGAUUAUACUUCACUGAACAGGGAGUCGUCAAGAUGCACUGGCAGUGGCGAGAUUACGCGUACCAUGUCCAUGCACCACCGUAUAACUCCAUCAGCCUGAAAUUAAGCCCCUUCAUUAGCAUCCACAUCAUUUCACGAGAUCAGGUUUACGUCACAUUCAAAAGGAUGAAGAGAAGAAUACGAUUCAAUGUGGGAGCAAAGCUGGUACCGAGAAACCUUGAACAAUCUCAUGCAGCACAAUCACGCAUGAAAGGAGAAAAAUAUAUCAAAAAAGCAAAAGGGAAAAUCAACAUGCUCCUUAAACAACUAAGAGAGCGUGAAUGAUCGGCAUUUUCAGCACUACUAUCUCACAUUAGAGAGGCGGAAUCUGCAGGUGGGAGCCAAAAUUCAAGCAUCCAUACCUUUAAACUAAAGGGACUAUUUACAAGUAAAUCCAUCUUAUCCUGAAAAUGUGAAUGUGUACAAUAACUCAUGGAUAGUUUGAUCCACUUUUUCUUAGAUGUGACUAAUGAGAUUUAUGUUUUUUGCACCAAUCCAGUUUCAAGCGUUUGUUUACCAUUACCUUUGAUUUAUAGUUUCUAAAUGUAUCAGGAACGUUGACUACAAUUGGAAUUGAUGGAGUGAAACAUUUUACACAUGGUACCUCCUACAGUUUAUAUAUUGUCUAUGUAGAGAAACAGUCAAAUGCCUGUUAUGGGUUAAGAGUAUAUUUUUCUAUGGAAUGUUAAAAUGCACCAACUAAUAGUUUACAUUAUUAUUAUUGUCAUGUGUAUCGAGGUGUAGUUAAAAGCUUUUCUUUUCAUGCAAUCCAGUCAAAGAAAAGACUAUUCAUGAUUACAAUUAAGUUGUCCACGGAGCAGGUAAAGAGUAUAACAUUGAAGUUUGAUUAACGAUAGUUCAAAGGCCUUCAAUGAGGUAGAUGGGGGGGGGGUCAGGAUUGCACUUUAGCUGAGGAGGGGACUGUUCAGUUGCCCAUAACAGCUAUGAGGAAACUCCCUG
Amblyraja radiata (thorny skate) is the source of this 2800-nucleotide messenger RNA. Its product is annotated as glutamate-rich protein 6. The record is from RefSeq and is a predicted model, not a curated record. Lineage: Eukaryota; Metazoa; Chordata; Chondrichthyes; Rajiformes; Rajidae. The transcript has 16 exons. Bases 236 to 2125 code for a protein of 629 amino acids.